AUGGAGAACCAGCAGGAAGUGAUGGUUGUAGGAAAGGUAUGUGAAAUCUAUGAGAAAAUCUCCAAACUAGCAGACCUCAAACCCUCCAGCCAUGUCAACGAACUCUUCACCCAACUUGUGACCAUUUGCAUCACCCCAUGCCAAAUAGAUGUUUCUCAGCUGGGCCAACAGGUUAGAGAAACCAUAGCAAAGCUAAUUAGACUUUGUGGGAAAGCUGAGGGGCUUCUUGAGAACCACUACUCAACCCUGAUAGGAUCACAUGAGAACCCUUUAAACCACUUGAAACUCUUCCCCUACUACUCCAAUUACCUCAAACUAAGCCACUUGGAGUUCACCAUGCUCACCACACACUGCACCCAAGUUCCCUCCCAUCUUGCCUUUGUGGGCUCAGGUCCCCUUCCUCUAACCUCAAUCAUGUUGGCCACCCAUUACCUCCGGCACACAUGCUUCCAUAACUACGACAUAGAUCCCUUGGCAAAUGCCAAGGCUCGUGGCUUGGUCUCAUCGGACCCUGACUUGUCAAAGAGAAUGUUCUUCCACACUAGUGACAUUCUAAACGUGUCAAAUGGCCUCAGGGACUAUGACGUGGUCUUCUUGGCAGCACUUGUGGGCAUGGACAAUAAGGAGAAAGCACAAGUCAUCAACCACUUAGCCAAGUUCAUGGCACCAGGAGCUAUUUUGUUGUUGAGGAGUGCACAUGGUGCUAGAGCCUUCCUCUACCCGGUGGUUGAUCCUUCUUCUGACCUCAAAGGUUUUGAAGUUCUCUCAGUUUUUCACCCCACUGAUGAGGUUAUUAACUCAGUUAUUGUGACACGCAAGCAUGUGGUGAAUCAAGGGGCUUAUUCAGCAGUUCUGGCUAGCAAAUGUUCUGGAGUUGAAGGAUUUAAUCCCUUCAACCAUGGGAAUGUUAUUGAGGAACUGACCGUUGAGGAUCAAGCUUGA
This is a messenger RNA of Sphenostylis stenocarpa, 942 nucleotides long. Lineage: Eukaryota; Viridiplantae; Streptophyta; Magnoliopsida; Fabales; Fabaceae. The record is from the annotation of a GenBank genome assembly.